Molecule: messenger RNA, 2058 nt
Organism: Cladocopium goreaui
Lineage: Eukaryota; Dinophyceae; Suessiales; Symbiodiniaceae
Source: the annotation of a GenBank genome assembly
GCUCUUUGGAGACAUUGCUUUCAGAUCUUAGUACAGGGUGUGGGAUAGAAAACCAAAUUGGCUGCUUCAUGGGGCAGUCUCACAGCUGGACUGGGUGUUGGCGGCAGGAAGCAGAAAAUGAGGACGCAGCUCCACAGUGCAAAAUACGUUGAGCACCCUGUAGCUGCUGUGCAGUUGCUCUGAGUCAGCAGCGACCCGGAACGCGUGACCUUUGAAUUGCAUGCCAACAAGAUGCAUUGCCUCCUCUGCGGCGACCUGUCGGAAGAAUGGCAACCAGCUCCGCCACAAGCUUCAACCUUCGAGGCCCUGACUGGAAAAGACGGAAAAGGCUUGGGCCUGGAAGCUCCUUUGAUGUGGAGACACUACUGGGCAGACGGGUCCAAGAUCCUCCGGACUGAACUUCGUACAGAGGCUCCUGGAAAUGGAGAACGGGCAAUCCUCAGAAUAGACAGGCAACUUGUCUCAGGCGGUAAUUUGUCGACCAAGACACAGCUGGUGCAAGGUGAUGCCUUGAUGGAACUUGCAGAGUUGACAUGGCGAAGAUUGCCUGUGGAAGAAGCAGGGGAAGGCCCUGCGCCAGUGGCAUUCCUUCGUGGACAUGGUCUGCCCUUAGCUUCAACGGAGGACCGCAUGAAAGCCCUGGACAAGGUGGAAGAGUUGCUAGCUGACUCCGACAUGAUCAGCAAAGCGCAGGAGAUGGACCGAGUGGUGCCUCAAAAUUGGACUGGCUCUGGGCAGAUGAUCCGCGGCGGCAUCGCUUUCUACAAGGGGCUACUGCCAGAGUGGACCAAGCCGGAGCCUGUGCCGGACCUGAACCCUCCCAUUGUCCAAGCUGGUGUCGAGGCCAGAUACGAAAUCCACAACGAGCCGAAAGGCGUUUGCAUCAAUAUUGCUCCAUGGAAUGCUCCAGCGACAUUGAGCUUUGGACCAACAGUUUCAAUGCUGGCUGCUGGAAAUCAUGUAGUCAUCAAGCCGCCUGAUAUGGUUCCCAAUGUCUCUGCGGCCAUCCGACGACUCUGUCAAAAGUAUUUACAUGGCUAUGUUUGGGUAGAGGAAGGUGGAAAGGAGGUGGUUGAACGCCUCAUUGAUGAAGGAGCGGAUCACUUGGAAUUUACCGGCGGUGGUGAAAUUGCGAAGGUUGUGGCUGCCCGGUGUGCCCAGACCUUGACGCCUCUGACCUUGGAACUUGGUGGAAAGAGCCCUGCCUUUGUGGAUGACGGGCUGGAUUUAGAUGCUUUGCGCAGCGUUGCCAAAGAGAUUAUGGAAACAAAGGUGUUCAAAACUGGUCAAUUUUGCUGCGCUCAUGACUAUGCGCUCGUCCACAAGUCUGUCUUUAAUGAGUUUUGUUCCAUUUUCGAGGAGGUGGUUAAAGACCUGGGGUCAAGGCGACAAGUUCGGCUUAUUGGCCGAAAGCAAUACGAAUCCGUGAAGUUUCUUCUGAAGGAUGCAGACGUCCAAUGCAUACCCACCAUGGACGGUGAGUUCCAGCUGAAUGAUGAGGACAUGUCAGUGCCUAUGACCGGCCUCCUGUCUCCAUCGUUUGACCGCGCUGUACUGAAGCGCGAGAUUUUUGGCCCCAUCAUUCCAAUUCUGGCUGUGAGCAGCGUGGAUGAGGCUAUUGGAAUCAUCAACCGUGUCGGGCCGAAGCCGCUGAUUGCAUACUGCUACACGAAGGGAGAAGCGGCUGAGAAAUCCUUUGUGAGUGGUGUUCCUGCGGGAAACAUUGCGGUCAAUGGUGGCCCACAGCGCAUGAUCGGGAACUACGCCGUGAGCUUCGGUGGAACAGGGCCAAGUGGAACAGGUGCUGGAUUUUGGGGCAAAGAUGCCCUCCGCGAGUUUUCGAACCGCAAGUGUGUCAUGAGUGCGAAGGAUGGCUUUGCCAGGUCCUUCUUCUCGGGACUACCAUGACGGAUCCAAUGUUUGCAGCUAAGCCUGCUGAGUUAUCGAUUUUCACUUCCCCCCACCUGCGAGACGCACAAGGAACGUUUUAAGGUGGGACGGGACACGCGAUGGACAGCAAUUAGAGUAAUAGACUACAGGUCCGAGCAGCUUUCUGCU